Cornus florida is the source of this 1237-nucleotide messenger RNA. Its product is annotated as haloacid dehalogenase-like hydrolase domain-containing protein Sgpp. The transcript has 5 exons. The record is from RefSeq and is a predicted model, not a curated record. Lineage: Eukaryota; Viridiplantae; Streptophyta; Magnoliopsida; Cornales; Cornaceae. The coding region runs from base 221 to 976 and encodes 251 amino acids.
AAAGUUAGGGGGAGAAGAGAAAAGACAACUCAAAACUAAUCACAGGCGCUUUUUCUUGAUUCCCUGGAAGAUUCCUCUAUUCUCUUUCUCUCUCUCUCUCUCUCUCUCUUCAUAUUCGCCAUCACCACCUCUCUUCGAUCGAUAUCAAAAACCCCAUUUGCCAUAAAACAAUUUUGCAUUCCAAAAUCCUCCAGAAAAAUUGUUCACCACCCAUCACACAAUGACGGCCUCCUCCACUGAAAACUCAGUUGACAGCAGCGUCUCUUCUUUCUCCAAACUUGCUCCUCUUGAAGCAGUACUGUUCGACGUUGAUGGAACUCUAUGUGAUUCAGACCCUCUUCAUUACUAUGCCUUUCGCGAGACGCUUCAAGAGAUAGGUUUCAAUGGUGGGGUUCCAAUUGAAGAGCAAUUCUUCAUUGAGAAUAUUAGUGGAAAGCAUAAUGAAGAUAUUGCUAAAGUGCUUUUUCCUGAUGAUCACCAAAGGGGUCUAAAAUUCAUGGAUGAUAAGGAAACUAUGUAUCGGAGAUUGGCAAAGGAACAAUUGCCGCCUGUGAAUGGCUUAUACAAAGUCAAGAAAUGGGUCGAAGAUCGUGGCUUAAAACGGGCUGCAGUCACUAAUGCUCCUAGAGAAAAUGCUGAACUCAUGAUCUCACUGCUAGGCCUUUCUGAUUUCUUUGAUGCUCUUAUCCUUGGGAGUGAGUGUGAACGUGCCAAACCAUUCCCAGACCCCUACUUGAAAGCUCUUGAACUACUCAAAGUGUCAAAGGAUCACACUUUCAUCUUUGAGGAUUCUGUUUCAGGCAUAAAAGCCGGGGUUGCAGCCGGCAUGCCUGUUGUUGGUUUAACGACCAGAAAUCCCGAACACCUAUUGAUGGAAGCAAAACCUGCGCUUCUUGCAAAGGAUUAUGAAGAUCCAAAAUUGUGGGCUGCUCUGGAGGAGAUUGAUAGAAAGUCUGGUGCAGCAACAACCGCAUAGUGAAACAUAUAUCUGUGAGGUGACGAGUAGAAAAUUCUAUAGUAAAGUAUUUGAAUAACUAUGUUGUAGAGGAACAGUUGGAUCCUCUUUAGGCGGAUAAGGGCUAACCCAGUGCACGAGAUUCCUGCCACUACGAGAUCUGGGGAGAAUUUGAUGCGUGCCAAAAAAACAUAUUACAACAUAUUAUUGUAUGCCAACAAUUGAGUUUUGCCUCAUAAUUGAUGUCUAGAGCUUUGAUUGAGCUCUAUAAUUUUAUUCUCA